This is a messenger RNA of Knipowitschia caucasica, 240 nucleotides long. NCBI's taxonomy places the organism in Eukaryota, Metazoa, Chordata, Actinopteri, Gobiiformes, Gobiidae. The record is from the annotation of a GenBank genome assembly.
AUGGAGAGCAAAUCGAGCUAUGUGGAGUCAGUAGUAAAGCCUGACAGUGAGGUGGCAGCCCUGCGAGGCAUAGGCACAGGCACACACCUACACAUCUACACGGACCUUUGCGAUUUGAGCCGAGGCCCGUGCGUGAGGCGAGAGAGUAAGUUGUGGUUGCACGGGAAUAGCAACAAAGAACCAGGCGAAAACGCAUUCAUGGGACGCGACUUUGACAGCUCCUCGCUUCUCUUGGCCUAA